Messenger RNA from Setaria italica (foxtail millet), 2291 nucleotides. RefSeq names its product tyrosine-protein phosphatase non-receptor type 23. The coding region runs from base 259 to 1830 and encodes 523 amino acids. The transcript has 5 exons. Lineage: Eukaryota; Viridiplantae; Streptophyta; Magnoliopsida; Poales; Poaceae. The record is from RefSeq and is a predicted model, not a curated record.
CCUUCCCUUCCAUUUCACCUCGCUGCGGUUUACCUCUCCCUUUCUCUCACCUUCCUCGCCCACCUCCAUCGCCUCCUCCUUAAGCAACGCCCCCCCCAACCCAAGCGACCCGCGACCCUAACCCUAGCGCCACCACCAACUGGCCCAAGCACACCCACUGGCUCGCUCAGCUGCGGCAAUGGCGGGGCGCCUCGUCACCUCCUCCUCCCCGGCGGCGGCCGCGCUCGCCGGCCGGGAUGCGUGAGAUCGCGGCGCCGGAUGGGGAAGGACGCCGGCGAGGCGCAGCAGCAGCCGCCGGACGGGGCGGGCGGCGGAGGCGCAGGAGGCGGAGGAGGAAGGGGCGGUAGCGGCCGCUGCCGCUGCUGCUGCGGAGGAGGGACAAGGGCGGUCAGGCUGCAAUGCGUGGCGGCGCUCGUGCUCGGGGUAGCGGUGCUGCUGUCGGCGGUGUUCUGGCUCCCGCCGUUCACGGGGCGGGGCAGGGGCGCGGAGGGCCCGGAUCCGGGGGAUGACUUCGGAGCUGCUAUUGUGGCAAGCUUUAGGCUACAAAAGACAGUUCCGGAGCUGAGUGGAAAUAAAUCUAAGCUCGAAUUUGAUAUCUAUGAGGAGAUUGGCAUUCCUAAUUCCACCGUGGUUGUGAAUACACUGCAUCCAUUAGAUGGAUCAAACUGGACAAAUGUCAUCUUCAGCAUUGUCCCUUUCCCAGAGGACUUGACUAUCUCAUCAACAUGGUUGAGCAUUCUUAGAUCAUAUUUCAUGUCCUUCGUUGUACGGCAGUCAACGCUCCACUUGACUGAGUCUAUAUUCGGGAAUUCAUCAUCCUUUGAAGUAGUUAAAUUCCCGGGAGGAAUAACAAUCAUCCCUCCACAAAAUGCUUCUCUUCUUCAACCCCAUGCGACUUUCAAUUUCACUUUGAACUAUCCAAUCUACAAAAUACAAGACAGAACCAACGAGUUAAAGGAUCAAAUGAAGGCAGGACUACUUCUCAAUCCAUACGAGAAUCUGUAUGUCAAAUUGACGAAUUCGCAAGGUUCAACAAUUCUUCCUCCAACAAUUGUUGAGACUUCCAUUGUCCUUGAAGUUGGAAAUCACAAGACGUCUGAGCCAUCUGUGCCAAGGAUGAAGCAGUUGGCGCGGACAAUUACCAAUUCAUCUUCAUCCUCGGGAAACCUGGGUCUCAAUCAUACUGUAUUUGGCAAAGUAAAGCAGAUUAGCCUUUCAUCCUACCUUAGGCAUUCCUUGCAUAGCGGGGGCGGUUCUGAUGCACCUAGUCCUGCACCCAUGCAUCAUCAUGCUCAUCACGGCCAUCAUCACCAUCACCACAGUCCUGACAACAGCAGGCAUCUAGCUCCGGCUCCUGCUCCAACACAUUUUCCUGUGCCGCAACCCAGAUAUGGUGCUCCACCUCCAUCUGGGUGUCCAUACAGCAAAAACAAGCCAAAGAAAAGAGGGCCAGUUACACCAGCUGCUGAGCCUGCAGCUAAUAAUCACCAUUCUGCUUCUAGUGCCCCACCACCACAUCCAUGGUCACCUCCACCUGCUAGUCGUUCUCCACAUGAUCCCACUAUGCAUGGUGGAUCCCCUGUUCCAUCCCCUCCUAUUCUACCAGAGCCACCUUUGCCCACCGUUUCUUUUGCUCAUGCACAUCCUCCAAGCGAACAUGGAACACGGACAAGUCCUGCUCCAAGUGAGCAGGGAACAAGAGCAGGUCCUGGUGGGAUGUCACAAGUGGCUCCUGCACCUCAUUCAUCUCAUGGUACCAGGAUGCAGGGUGAUUCCUGUCUCUGGGUUCUUUUUGUCUUUACAUUAUGUAUCCUAAUGAGCCUACUAUGAUGAACGAAGUACGUGGCUAACCAGAUGUAAAAUAGAGGGGGUGCACGUCUGGAAGAGAGGACGGGGCUCCUCCGGUGGUGUCAUCUGGUUGUAGCCGGGGCGCGAUCAGCUCCUGAGGCGGGUGGCCAAAAGCACAAGGAAGCUCACCCCUGCCUCGGCGCGCUGGUAUACUCUUCUCGUUGUUAGUGGAUGUAAAUAUGGGUUGGAAAUGGGAAAUGGGAUGGAUGGGUACUAGGCAAACCGCAAGAGGGGCGGCGGUGCCGCGCGUGGUGGUCAAAGCCACAGGGGGUGGCAGGCCCUUGUGUAGCGCGUGCGCGCCUGCCCCGGUUUGCCGUGUACUGCCUUGCCUGCCGCUGCUGCUGAACUCAUUACUAGAGGAUCUUCUCAAAGUGUAAAGGACCUUUCGUUUUCGCAUGAGAGAAGGCACGGCGUUUGCCUCGCAGUUUUGUGGAGGUUCCUCA